This is a messenger RNA of Trichomonas vaginalis G3, 2988 nucleotides long. RefSeq lists its product as uncharacterized. Bases 1 to 2988 code for a protein of 995 amino acids. Lineage: Eukaryota; Parabasalia; Trichomonadida; Trichomonadidae. The record is from RefSeq and is a predicted model, not a curated record. The transcript has a single exon.
AUGAAAUCUCCAAAAGCACCUGGUGCUGCUAGUCUCAGUGAAGCAAUAAUUGCUUCAGGACUUGUAAAAAAUCUAAAGCCAGAAGAAAUCAGAGAAAAAACACCAGAAAAAUUAUCAGAUAAUUUCCAACCAGUAAUCAAAAAACCAAUAGCAAAAGGUCCUCCUUCAUUUGCAGAUUUUAAACCUCGAUCAAAUUCUCAAUUAAAAUCAAUUGAAGAUAUAAUCAUCGAAAGACAAUUAAAUGGGCCUUUACCUAAACUCAAAAGCGAAAGUGCUUAUUUACGUCAAUCCAAAAAUCAACCAUUUAAUGUUUAUCCUGCACAACAAGAACCAGUAAUACCAACUAAUCAAGAAAUUGAACAACUAUUCCACGAAGACCAGCCGAUUACAUUUCCUCAAACACUUAUGGCAGAACAAGCCAUUGGAAAAGCUUCGGUUGGAUCUCGCGAAAAUUAUGAACAAUUAAACAAUUUAUUGCAUUCACUUACAGCACAAAUAAGUACAGAUGUCAGUUUAUCAAAAGCCGAACGUCUUGAAAAACAAAGAGAAGCUUACGAUACAAUUAUGAGUGAAAUUGUGCGACAAGGCUUUAUAGAAUGCGGAACAAAAGGCGAGAUACUUCAAUCCAUACGUAAUUACAUGUUAGAUGCCGCCGAACAAAUCCCAGCUUUUCAAGAAAGAAUUGACAAAGAAAAAAUGAAUGCGCAACAAGCUCUAGAAGAACUUUCCAAAGCGAGGAUUGAGUUUAAAGAGAAGAUGCUUGAAGCAGAAGCUAAUGUAGAACGUCUCAAACAUUCCAGUCUAACUUACAAAGAACACGCCGCUUUCUUUGAAUCAAAGAUUCCACAACUAGAAAACGAACACAAAUCAUUGAGAAACCAAGUGAAUGAUUUAUUAAAAGUAAAGGAAAGUUUGGAAUCCAGAAUUUCCGAAGAAAAAGACAAAACAAAUAAAGCUGUUCAAGAAAAUUUGAGUACAAAAGAAUUACUUGAAUCAAGUACAAAUGAAAUCAUGAGAUUAACAGGCGAAUACAAGAAAUUAGCUGCAGAAUAUGAAGAAUUAAUGCGAAAGAAUCAAGAAACAGAUCAUGACAAUCAACAUAAAGCAUAUCAAAUCAAAGUGUUGAAUUCGCAAAUUGAAACAAUGUCAAAAGAAAUGAAAGACGUAAAAGAAAUGCUUGGAGUUACUGAUGAAGAAGAAUAUUAUUAUUCAGAGGAUGAAGAAGGAGAAGGAAAUCAAUCCGCAAGAAGAAAAAUAAAGAAGAAAAGGAAGAAACCAGAUCUUGAUAGUAUUGCUGAAAGUAUAAAGAAACUGUCGAGUAAAACUGUUGUUAAAAGAGUUGAUCAAAUCACUCAAACGAAAGGAGGAAUCCAAGUGAAAAAAGAAAAGAAAAAAGAAUUCAAUUUGGAAGAUACUGUUCAAGGAGGAAUUCCUAAUGAAAUUACUCAAGAAAGAUUAAAAGAAUUCGCUAAAAUGAAAUCAGAUUAUGCUGCUGCUUCUUCUAUUUUACCUUCAAAUGCUGCUCUUUCUAUGGAUCAAUGGAAUCAGUUGAGAACAAUUAUAUUAAAAAGAAAUAAAAUAUUCGAGAUAACUCCUGAUAAUUAUUCGCAUGCAAUUAUAGGUAAUUUCCAGCUGCAAAAUGCUUAUGAUGAUCAAACAAAGAUAUUCGCAAGAGCUGUAAUUGCUAAAAUAAUUAAAAAUGCUGUAGAAAGACCUUCUUUCAAACAAUCUGUUGUUCAAACAAAUCCUGUUGUUUUGACUGUACAAAAGAGUACAAGAGAAUCUCAAACUGAUCCAAAUAUGUUCGAAGAAAGACAAAGAAAAGAUGCUUUCACGAGAUUUUUGGAUCCAAAGUAUUCAGACAGACAACCAAGAACUUUUGAAUGGACAAUUAAAGCUGUCAGAUCUGUUUUUGAUGAAAAAACUCUUAAAGAUACAACAGACAUAAAUGAAGGAAGAAAAGUUAGUUCGAUGCCGCAAUUUGCUUUAUCAUGGAGUACAAGACAAUAUGGUUUGCAAUACCUUGCUCAACAGUGCGCAUGGGAUUUGAUUAAUUCUGCAAGAGAACAUCAAUAUAAAUCUCCAGAAAUCAUGAUAUUUAGAGAAUUUUUGGAUGAAGAUUUAAGCGUUCAACAAUUAACUUUCUUCUUAAAAGUAAGAAGCCAAUGUCUAAGGAAAGCAAUUAUGAUACAAAUAGAAAGUGAAGAAGGUGAUGAAAAGUAUCAAAGUGUCUUUUUGGCAUCAUUCCAUGCAAUUGAACUUAUUAAAUCUGUUUUGCAGAAAUGUGGAAAUGAAUUUGUUGAAAGUGCAAUUAAAGAUUUAAGAACUCAUUUCGUGAGAAAACCUUCUCCAAAUGUUGAUGAAAAGUUCACUUAUGUUUCGAUGAUAAACUUCUUGAAGAUUGCUAUUGAUUUCUUUAAUCAAUAUGAACAUAUUGCAUUACUUAGAAUUGCAAACACAACGAGAAUUAUCCCUAAAGUUACUCCUGAAGAAUUUAUCUCUACGAUUUCUCGUUUGAUUCCUAACUUGAGAAUGGAAGAAAUACAUGAAAUAUAUAGAGUAAAUUGUACAAAUGGAAACAAUGAAUGUGUAACUUUAUCUCUUGAAGAAAUGAUUGAGAAGUUUAAGAAACAAAGUUUGCUUUCUAAUGACAAAACAACAUUGGAUGAUUUCCCUCAACCUUCUGGUGAGAAGUUUAACCAUAUAAUGAAAAUAUGGGAACCACUCAAUCAAGAAGUUGAGAAUUUGCUGGAAAAAGCACAAGAAAUCAGUGAAAAAGAACCUUCUGUUGCAAUUUCUAUUAUAAGUGUCAAUGCAAAAGUAACUGCAUUUCAUAAUUCUAUUGCUUGCCUUGACUACAAUGGAGCAAUGCAACAUAUAAUGAAUGUGAUGUUUGAGUUACAGAAUUUGAAAUGGAGAUUAGAUGAACCUAGUUUCGAUUCUGUCAACUCAAUUAUUGAGAAGAUCAAACCGAUUUUUCAUUCAUAA